AUGUUCCUCUUUUUCCUCCUCUAUUUCUUCUCUCAAACUACAGCAUACCAAGGAACCCAACUCCAUUUCAUCUCCUACAACCAGUUGCAAAGCGUUCCAAACCAAGAGAUCGAGAUGUCUUCUGAAGGCGAUUAUGACUCCAUGAGCCAACAUACUACCUCCCGAACGCGAGAGCAACACUCUUACCUCUACCCUACCUCAGGUGCCUCCCCCCACGAGGUCUAUUUUCUGGACAAAUACCGCGAGAAUGUUUCAAUUCCUCCAGGCAACUAUUCGAGGCAUAUGGAAGAGAAGCGAGCAGCCACCGCCGACAACGAUCAAGCCGCGAGGGCUCGCGAGGCUGCAGGCUCGGUGGGCAGAGACUGGGCAUAUACUAGCUCAGACUGGAGACAUACGGACUCAAAGAGACAUUACGACCCAACUCUUUAG
Cladophialophora psammophila CBS 110553 is the source of this 429-nucleotide messenger RNA. RefSeq lists its product as uncharacterized. Lineage: Eukaryota; Fungi; Ascomycota; Eurotiomycetes; Chaetothyriales; Herpotrichiellaceae. The record is from RefSeq and is a predicted model, not a curated record. Bases 1 to 429 code for a protein of 142 amino acids. The transcript has a single exon.